CGUUGUCCUGGUGCAUCUUCGUGGCUGCUCGUCCCUAUCGUCCUCUUCUUCCUGGUCCUCGGUGUAAUCUGUCCAUCCUCGAUGUCCUCGAAAGUCUCUCACAAGUCCUCCUUGACUUUGGAUUUGUCUAGACUUCCUCGUAGUCCUUGUCCAGGCUUAACUCAGCGGCGUCCUUGUCCACAUAUGCUCACAGAUCCCGUCCAGGUCCUUCUUGGCAGCAUUCUCGAUCUCUACGUCCUAGUAAUCUUCAUCUGGAUCUACGGGCGUCUGGGCAGGGGCAGCAUUUCAGGGCAGCUGAUACCUGCACUGACAAGCUCCUGGAACUGACUGGAUCUGCCUGCGUCCGCCAGGCAUCGUCCAUCCACAGCAUCCUGGGGCGACUGGUACCUGCGCUAGCGAGUUCCUGGUUCUUCGCUGGAUCUAUGGGCGUCUCGGCAGGCAGCGCCUGUCCACUACA
Messenger RNA from Penaeus monodon (black tiger shrimp), 457 nucleotides. RefSeq lists its product as uncharacterized. The record is from RefSeq and is a predicted model, not a curated record. Lineage: Eukaryota; Metazoa; Arthropoda; Malacostraca; Decapoda; Penaeidae.